This is a messenger RNA of Nerophis lumbriciformis (worm pipefish), 993 nucleotides long. The record is from RefSeq and is a predicted model, not a curated record. Lineage: Eukaryota; Metazoa; Chordata; Actinopteri; Syngnathiformes; Syngnathidae.
AUGGCAUUUGUGGUCAUCGACGCAACUGACGAGCCUCUUGCUCGGCUUGAUGAAUGCAUGUUGGAGAUAUAUAGUGGCUGUGGAGUUGUCCCAUCUGUCGUCUGUUUCAUCUGCCUUUUGUUUGGCUUCAUCUAUUGCUUCCUGGGGUAUCGCUGUUUUAAGAUGAUCAUCUUCUUUUCCGGCUUCUUGUCUGGAUCGGCAUCUGUCUUCUGGCUGUAUCACAUCAAGCCUGUAUCGGAAGCUCACACAGGGACCGAGACCAAAGCCGGAAUCAUCCUGGGUGUCGGGGUGCUCUGCGGCUUGGCAAGCCUACUGGUGACCACGCUGGGUCUCCUCCUGUGCGGCCUGCAGUUGAGCGGCUUGUUCUGCUGCGCCACCCUGGUGAUCUUUAGUCAGUUCCACAACGUCGUGCCAACAUGGAUGCCCCUCAGCGUCAUCAUGGCCUCCAGCGUUUGCGCGGCUGUGCUCGCAUUGCGGUGGCAAAGACUGUUCAUCAUCACAUAUACAUCUGCCUUUGGUGCUACCACUGUGAUGCUGUGCGUAGAUUAUUUUGUGGGUGCCUUCAUGCUGCUCGAUCAGGUUUAUGAUAUGUUUAGUCAAAAAUCACCACUUCCACUCUGCUGGUUCAACUGGGCCACCACUGGAAUCGGCCCACUUCUUGGUGCGAUCAGCAUGUUGGCACAGUGGAAGUGUACUGCUAAAGGAGUGUUUCAUACUGAGUCUAUGCUUCCAAAAAAGAAGAAACCUGCCAAAAAGCAUAAAUACAAAGAGUGCAGAAGAAGGCCUCAACAUUACCGUCAACGGAGGCCUCCGCUCCUAAAACGCUAUGCUGGGGAUGUCCUCGCGCCGAGUCAUCUCCAGAGCCUGCGGGAGCGGCAGGAGGGAAAGGGCUCCUCAACCGACAACAUCAGCACUGUCACACACAUGCUCAUUGAGUUUGAAACAGGCUCCGUGGUGCCUUUGAAUACAUACUCACCAGCCUGUAUGGUGUAA